This is a messenger RNA of Cyprinus carpio (common carp), 4108 nucleotides long. RefSeq lists its product as uncharacterized. Lineage: Eukaryota; Metazoa; Chordata; Actinopteri; Cypriniformes; Cyprinidae. Gene Ontology annotation, biological process: neuron projection development. The record is from RefSeq and is a predicted model, not a curated record. Gene Ontology annotation, cellular component: plasma membrane.
GUCUAUAAUAUAACAUUCAAUUAAGGUUGGGCAUAAGGGUUUAUAAUUCCAGUGGAAAUACACCUGACACAACUGAUUUAAUGUAUCAACAAAUAGACAGCAUCUGUGUUAUUAUGCAAACAAAAUGUCGUUACAGCAACUGGUCCCAAAUGUCUCUGAAAAUAGGGGGAAAAAAUUUCUGGUUUGUUCAAGGGCGAUUAAAAACAAAAACAAUGUUACUUCAGCAUGUUUAUACACAAAACAACAUGUCAGGAUUCUGCGUUUGCGUAACCUCUGAACCGACGUUAUUAUGGAACAGGUGACCUGUAUGUUUGCAAUGCCAAGUAUAUGGACAGGUGUAUCAGACAGAAUCAGACAGUCACAGAUAUAUCAUAAUGAUUUCACGGCACCACAAGCCCUUCUUUCAAAGAGACUGUUUUCAUUGUUCCCAUGACAACUUAAAAAAAGACAUGAUGAAAAUCCAUUGGGUUCCUAUUGAGCAUGGCUGUUUCUAUAGCAACAGGAAGAGAGAGACUGGAUGAGUAAGCGGCAGAAGCUACGAAUGUGUGAGAAUGAACGUGUGUGUAAGAAAGAUAGAUUAUUUAUUGUAUUGAUUUGGAAGGAUAUCUGAUUUCCUUUUGUGACAUCUCAAUAGUACCUACAUGUUCUUCCUCUAAAUCCCACUUCUCACCCCAUACACACACUUUCACACAAUUGUGCCCCCCUCCAUUGGGCAUACAGCGCUCCUUGCCUCCCACCAUUUCUGUCUGGUCUUUGCACCUCCUCCCCCCUCCAUGGUGGAUUUCCUCUCAGAGAGGGAGCAUGUGGUGUGUAAUCAGAUGACAACGACUGAUAAUCCAGCAAUACACCCACUCUGUCCUGUUCACUUAGAGCGGAGGGAGAGAGCAGGAGUGGAGGAGAGGAAAGAAGUGAGGUGAUCCGUCUGGGCAGAGGGAAAGGAGACAAGAGGAGGAAGUGGGAGGUUUGUACGUGUGCAUGUGUGUGUGUGAAGGGAUGAAGGUUGUUGACUUACCUGUGGCUAUGAGGGAAACCACAGCUGUGUCUUCAUAAAGCAAGUGCUGCUCAGUGUGAAGGGAAAUGGUAAAGCGAAGAUGACAAGGAAGGAAAGACAAAGGGUGGCACAAGGUCUUGUCUGGAUCAUGUAUGUUUGCUAAUAAAACCAAAAGUAGUUUAUUCACUAUGGAGGAAGGACAAAGACCUGCAUCUGAGAUCUACCUCCCAAGCAUCAGUCUUGGAUCUGCUGAUGCUAAAACAGUGGAGAACCAUGAGUUGCCAACCAUUUCUUUAUCCAAAAGCUCGACAGAAAUGGUGAGUGGACCUCCUCAACGAACAGAGCUGGCAUGGUACCGUCAGAACUUGCGUAAGAGCAUCAGCAGUGCAGCAUGUACUCAAAGGCCUAUCAGUCUGGGUGGACCAUCGUCAGGAGUCCCUGUGAACAUUUGUGACCAUGAACAGGGGAGCAUGUGCAGUGGCAACAGCACCCCUGAGACUGUAAUCUGGCAUGGAGGACCAGCAAGAUCCUGGAGUGUCAUGGAGGACUCGCCCAGAAGGAUUCCAAUGCAAGAUCCACUCUUGGGGCAAAAUCAGGUCCAUAGUGGUGUGAAGUGUGUGUCACACACACCAUUCACAAAUAGAGAUUUAAGGAUGAAGGGUCUGAUGUGCAGGGAGGGAUGUUGUCCAUGUUGUGGACCUGCAGAGAACCUGACAGGGUGCAGCUGUUGCAGAGCGCCUUGUAGGAUGAGUUCUUCAGGUCUGAGCAACAACUUCAUACCACAGGGAGCGAAUACAGAAGAUCAUGCUCAGAGCAACUGUGAAAGUCAUCAUUUCACUGCAUGCCACAGAUCUACCUGUUCUGGUCACAUGAUGAACACUGCCUGUUUGAGAAAUACUUGCAGUGUUGUUCCAUGCUCUGGACAUUUGAUAUCACGGCCACCUUGUGCAGGAAGCCCUUGUGCAGGACAAAGAUCACUGCUGUAUUCAGGCUUGCUUGGUUUUCCACCACUUGUGUCCUCAGUCAGCGAGACCAGACUUGACAGCCGCAGUACAGGCCAGUGCUGUGGAUCUGAGUUUAGGGGGCAGAACUCUUCGUGCCUUCGACUAGACAGAACAGGCCAGACUGGUUUUAACAGGACAGUCAAAGAUGCCACUACUAUGACAUCUGACCAUGAGCUCAGAGAUGUUGGUGUACAAACCGUGUCUAAUUCCCUUGCUUCCCCUCUUUCUCAUGUGUUUCCUGAAAUUAGUUUAAGAAUGUAUCCUAUAUCAGACGCACCUUCAGAGCGCAUGUGUCAUAGGACCCCUGUGAAGGAGGUGGAAUGGGAUGCUGAGGGUAUGACAUGGGAGGUGUAUGGUGCAGCUGUGGACCCUGAAGAGCUUGGCCUAGCAAUUCAAAGGCAUCUAGAACUUCAGAUCAAAGAGACUGCAGCUGCGGCAGCUGCUGCUGCUCAAACACAAGACUCCACGGACAAUGACAGCAGCCUAGCAUUGCAGCCCAGGCGACGGAAGAAGAGCAAAGGCAUUAUAAGAACACUGCGAAGUUCAGCGUGUUGCUCUAACCCCAGUACUGUGGGAGACUGAAAUGAUCAUCGAAGGGCCGGAGAUUGCCUUUUCAGUUUGUGGAUGCCUAGGUUAGGUAAAGAAAGGUGCAGGCUUUUCCUGAAAGGUGGAAAUGCAUUGAGAAUGGCCCGUGGCAUAUAUAUUUAUUUAGCUAAAGAAAAUUUUCCUUAAAUUAUAUCUCUAAAUAUUCCAAAGCCUUAUCUGCUUAGUUGAUGCUAUUAAAGCUCCACUAUUGGUUAGGUAGAGCAGUGAUGUUCAGAGAUAAAUUGCAAGCUAGCAUUGCAUAGAGCUACCAUUCAAAGUUUACAUGUAAUGGGGUGUUUCUGCCUUACUUCACACAUGGCCUUGUCCCUGUCUUGACCUCCAACAUAUCUUUUAGAUGCCCCUUUUGGCCCAAAAUACCAAAAUAAAGAUUUUUGUGAGCACUGAGUAUUUUCAUUUUUUUUUUUUAAUGUCUGGUUGUACUUAAUGAAUUUUGUUAAGCAAACAACAGAUUACUGAACAUUAGCUAUGGGGUAUUAAAAAAUCCACCCUAGAAAUAUAAUUUACAAACAACUAUCAAUUUACAACAAUCUAUGUUGUUACUGAAUUCACCGAUCUUGAUGCAAAUGGUGAUUGGUCCAGUGACAGUUUUGCCUGGUGGAUUAGAGUGGGCUCAAGGCCAAAAUCAAUCCACAGAGCUAAAAAUAUGAAUGCUCAUGAGGUUUGUGGGUGUGUAAUCAGGCCUACUGAUAGGUGUAGGUUCUUAUCAGGCCUACUGAUGAUUAACAAAUAUAGACUCAAGGUCAUUGUUCCUGCACUUAUAUAGUACAUUAUGAGCUAAAACUAAGCCCCAGUCCUGGUCCUAUGCUCAUGAACAAUCUCAGUCAAUUCAAAAAGUAAAACAUGUACAUUUUGAUUUUGUUGCCAAAACUUGACAUGAAAAAAAAAGAAGAUCUUUUGAGGUUGAGAUCUAUUUAGAAAAGUAUGGCCAUUUUCACAUCAUUUUACAUAUUCAUAAAUCUUUUCUGUUAUAUAAUAUCGUUAAUGUUUAUAGUUUGUUCAUUAUUAUGUAAAACUAUUCAAGUUAAAAUGGUUCAUAUCACAUUCAGUUUAAUAGUUUGACUGUUUAAUGAAUGUCAUGAUCACGUGCUAUAUCAUAACUAUCUUAUUCAGAAUCAGUCAUGAUUUUGUGAAAGUUAGGGAUUGUAUUUAGAGAAAUCUCUGUCAAUAAUGUUUAGAUUAUAUUCAUUUAAAUAGCAUGACACCUAUUGUUGGUAAGUAAAUGUGUAUCCAGAAUCUCUGACCAAAUCGACAGUAUGUGCUGCACAAACUGCUUUUGUUUUUCUUUGCCAAAGCAAUCUUUUUUUUGGACCAGAGCAUUGUGAUUUAACAUAAUAUAGAUAUUAAUGGAUCAAAACCUUAAAGUAUGACGAAAACAAGCUUUAUAUAGGCUUUCUACAGCAAAAACUACACUAACAUGUUUUAAUAUUGAGAAUACUAAAUGUCUUGAAAAAUGUACAAGCAACAAUAAAACGUUUGGUAAACAAUGUUCUGUGUCUGUUAUUUUAAA